Parathielavia appendiculata is the source of this 213-nucleotide messenger RNA. RefSeq lists its product as uncharacterized. The transcript has 3 exons. The record is from RefSeq and is a predicted model, not a curated record. Lineage: Eukaryota; Fungi; Ascomycota; Sordariomycetes; Sordariales; Chaetomiaceae. Bases 1 to 213 code for a protein of 70 amino acids.
AUGUGUGACUUCACGCAGCGCGAAUAUUAUUGCGGCCAUUUCCGUUGGAUUGCGUCAAAGUGGUGCCAAACUUAUACUUAUACGCACAAGAGAUGCCGCCUGCCCAACGUGACACAUUUCGAGUACAGGCAUAGUUGCGGAGAGUGCAAACCAAAGGAAUGCCCGCACUGGUACCAUGAGCUGAACAAACGGUGGAACAAGUCGGAGAGGUGA